Messenger RNA from Fusarium coffeatum, 789 nucleotides. RefSeq lists its product as uncharacterized. Gene Ontology annotation, cellular component: mitochondrion. Gene Ontology annotation, molecular function: holocytochrome-c synthase activity. The record is from RefSeq and is a predicted model, not a curated record. Gene Ontology annotation, biological process: cytochrome c-heme linkage. Lineage: Eukaryota; Fungi; Ascomycota; Sordariomycetes; Hypocreales; Nectriaceae. The coding region runs from base 1 to 789 and encodes 262 amino acids. The transcript has 2 exons.
AUGGCAGACAAAAACGACGCCUGUCCCGUCGACCACAAGACCCGCGACGCAUGGCUCGCCCAAGCCCGUGAAGCCGAAGCCGCAAAAGCAGCAGGAUGUCCCGUCGACCACACAGCGCAGCAGCAGCCCAAGUCAUGGACGCAGACGUUUACUUCAUACCUAUGGUCUUCACCAGCGGCUGUACCUACGCCUGCGCAUAAACCUACGAACGAUGGUCUUGAAACAGAUCGAGUAGUUUCCACGAUUCCGCGAACUACGGGUAACCCCGUGGCGUGCCCUGUCGAUCAUGAGAAAGAACCUGCGAGACCGAAGAACCAUGAGAUGGAGACUGGUAUGGAUCCCUCUGGAAACUGGGUGUAUCCUUCCGAGAAGAUGUUUUUCGAGGCGAUGAAGCGAAAGGGUUAUGAUGCGAGGGUGGCGGAUAUGAAGACUGUUGUGCCGAUUCACAAUGCUGUUAAUGAAAGAGCCUGGAAGGAGAUCAAGGAGUGGGAAGCGCCAUACCUUGAGGGAACGACAUGCGGUGGUCCCAAGCUCGAAUCUUUCGCCAACAAGAUGGAUCGCAUGACUCCUACCGCCCGCUUCAAGACGAUGAUCGGCUACACAGCACCCUUUGACCGUCACGACUGGGUUAUCGACCGCUGCGGUACAAGAGUUGACUACGUUAUCGAUUUUUACUCUGGACGACCUAAUGGAUCUGGCGGACCUAGUUUCUACCUUGAUGUGCGGCCAAAGCUGAACACGUGGGAGGGCGUCAAGAUGCGAGCCAAGCGAUGGGCGUUCUUGGCAUAA